AUGGCUUCAUCAGAAGGAAAUAUACGCCAAAACAAACAUUCAAUUCCAAUUGAUAUUUUAGAUGAUCUUUGCAGUCGUUUUAUAAUAAAUCUUCCGCCUGAAGACAAAGCAAAUUUGGUUCGUAUCUGUUUCCAAAUAGAACUGGCACAUUGGUUCUACCUGGAUUAUUAUUGCACCGACGAAAGCACAAGACUCAACCCGUGUGGUAUCAGGGAAUUUGCAGCACAUAUAUUUCAGCAUGUCCCUACACUUCGUGAGCAUAUUAGGAAUCUUGACGAGGUUUUGGAUAACUGGAGGGAAUAUAAGCAAACUGUUCCAACAUAUGGAGCGAUCCUGCUCGAUACUGACUUGACUCAUGUAUUGUUGGUUCAGUCUUAUUGGGCUAAGGCGUCGUGGGGUUUCCCUAAAGGCAAGGUCAAUGAGGACGAGGAACCAUGGAAAUGUGCUAGUAGAGAGGUGCUAGAAGAAACUGGUUUUGAUAUAAGCAACCUUAUUAACAAACAAGAUUAUAUUGAGGCUACAAUUCACGAUCAAAUCGCUAGAUUGUAUAUUAUAGGAAAUAUAUCACGAGAUACAAAGUUUCAGCCGCGUACAAGGAAUGAGAUUAAGGCCUGUGAAUGGUUUCCAAUAGCGGAUUUACCAGCGAACAGAAAAGAUAUGACGCCCAAAGUUAAAAUGGGGGUCAGUCCGAAUGCAUUUUUCAUGGUGCUACCGUUCGUAAAACGCAUACGACGCUGGGUGGCUGAAAGGCAUCAAAAAGUUUUCAGGCGCACCCGCCAUAAAUCAAUGGGCGAUAUAGAUAUGACUCACAACAAAAACAAAACUAUCUCGCAAGGACUGCAAAAUGAAAUUCAGGAAUAUCAGCAGAAUUCUAAUCAAAAAGUAUACAAGAAUCACAGCGUCACCAAAACGAACGGUAAUAGGAAGGCGGGAAAAAUGUCCAAACGUCAAUUAUUUACGCCGCAAAACGUCCAUACGAAUAAUUUCUCGCCGGUAAAUAAAGAUAACAGUCCGAUAGAUGAUGUUGAAGAUAAUUCGUAUUACAAUUUCGUAGCGCCAUCCUGGGCUAAUUUUAAAUUUGACAGACGCGCCAUCUUAGAUUGUUUGACUUGA
Messenger RNA from Danaus chrysippus (African queen), 1113 nucleotides. NCBI's taxonomy places the organism in Eukaryota, Metazoa, Arthropoda, Insecta, Lepidoptera, Nymphalidae. The record is from the annotation of a GenBank genome assembly.